This is a messenger RNA of Silurus meridionalis, 1888 nucleotides long. RefSeq names its product b(0,+)-type amino acid transporter 1-like. Gene Ontology annotation, molecular function: L-amino acid transmembrane transporter activity. NCBI's taxonomy places the organism in Eukaryota, Metazoa, Chordata, Actinopteri, Siluriformes, Siluridae. Gene Ontology annotation, biological process: amino acid transmembrane transport. The transcript has 6 exons. The coding region runs from base 38 to 1456 and encodes 472 amino acids. The record is from RefSeq and is a predicted model, not a curated record. Gene Ontology annotation, cellular component: membrane.
AGAUGUGUUAAGCAGACUUUCACUCACACACCACACCAUGACGAACAACAAUCACCAGGGACUGAAGCUGAAGCGGGAGGUAGGGUUAAUUAGUGCCGUAUCUCUGGUCGCAGGCACUAUGAUAGGAUCGGGGAUCUUCAUGUCUCCUCAGUUUGUGAUGUCCAAUGUUGGAAGCCCUGGAGCGAGCUUGAUCAUCUGGGCUGUUUGUGGCUUGGUGACUCUAUGUGCUGCGCUCACUUAUGCAGAGCUUGGCACCAUGUUCAGAGAAUCUGGAGGUGAAUUUAUCUAUGUCCUGAGAAUCUAUGGACCAUUACCUGCAUUUUUUGUGGCAUUCACUUUCAUAAUUGUGUUGAAGCCAGCAGGUAUUGCAGCUGUUGCCUUGAGUUUAGCUCAGUAUGCAGUUGCUCCUUUCUAUUCAGGCUGCAUGCCACCUACAUUGGUGGUGAAAUGUAUAGCAGUGGUGUCCAUUUUUGUGGUGGCUACUGUCAAUAUGAUGAAUGUUCGCUUUGCCAUGACAAUUCAGGUUAUUUUCCUGGUGGCCAAAGUUGUGGGUCUGAUGGUGAUUGUUAUUGGUGGAAUAGUUACCAUGGCCCAGAAUGGUCUGGGAAACCUUGGAACACCAGACAUUGCCUUUGAAGGCACAACUUUGGAACUAAGUACCAUUGGAAUGGCUCUAUAUCAGGGACUCUGGUCCUUUGCGGGAUGGUUCAAUUUAAACUUUGUGCUUGAAGAAGUCAAAAAGCCAGAGGUGAAUCUUCCCCGGGCGUUAAUGAUUGCCAUCCCAUUGGUAACAGUCCUCUACUUGCUGGUCAAUAUCAGUUAUCUGGUCGUCUUGACUCCUAGAGAGAUGAUGACGUCCAGUGCUGUAGCAGUUACCUGGGGUAAUAAGGUGCUGGGCAGUUGGGGCUGGGUGAUGUCUAUUGCAGCAGCAUUAUCUUCCUUUGGCACAUUAAACGGAUCAUUUUUUGGUGGGGGACGAAUUUGCUUUGUGGCUGCUCGAGAGGGUCACAUGCCUAGUAUCCUGUCUAUGGCCCAUGUGCGGCACCUCACUCCCUCUCCAGCUCUUACUUUUACCACCAUCAUUGCUUUUAUUGUGCUCAUUCCUGGAGACUUCCAGAAUAUAAUCAACUUCUUUAGCUUUACAUCCUGGUUCUUCUAUGGAGUUACCAUAUCAGGAUUACUCUAUAUAAAAAUCAAAAAGUUGGAUCUUCCCCGUGCAUAUAAGGUACCUAUUUUUGUCCCCAUUCUGGUGUUUCUGGUGGCUGUGUUCCUGGUUCUAGCACCCAUUAUUGACAAGCCUCAGCUCGAGUACUUAUAUGUGACUCUCUUCAUCCUAAGUGGAGCUUUGGUUUAUUUUCCAUUCAUUCACUUCAAACUGUGUCCAGGCCUGCUGGACAAACUCACAGUGUUCCUGCAGCUCUUCCUGGAGGUGGCGCCAGCUGAUAAAAAUGUAUAAAACACCACAUCUUUUGUGCUAGAUUAAUUAAUAACUAUGUGCAUUAUUGUACAGCAUUAACACUAUAAUGAUGCACAUUUAAAGCCUGUUUUAGCUUGCCUUCUUGCAAGUUUAUAAAAUGUGUUGGUUUGUGGAAUCUCUAGAAAGAAUGCACACUGGUCAAAAAACAUUUUUCUUUUUUUUUUUUCUUUUUUGCUUUUAAUAUAUAAAAACAUACAAUAAACAGUAGAAACGAUAGAUAGUAGAAAUAAAUAAUAAUAAAACAUAAGCUGUAAUGUGUUUUUAAAUGUUACUUCAUUAUAUGAAAACACGAUAUUGUAUUCGCAGCUAUUUUUGUAUGUAGAGAAUAUGUGUACAAAAAAGAAAAUGAUAAAAACGUUUCUAAUAAGCUGGUCUUAUUGUAAUUGUAAAUUAAACUCACCCACUGCUUUC